Messenger RNA from Penicillium mononematosum, 1464 nucleotides. Its product is annotated as fungal specific transcription factor domain-containing protein. The coding region runs from base 1 to 1464 and encodes 487 amino acids. Gene Ontology annotation, biological process: positive regulation of transcription by RNA polymerase II; DNA-templated transcription. The record is from RefSeq and is a predicted model, not a curated record. Gene Ontology annotation, molecular function: DNA-binding transcription factor activity, RNA polymerase II-specific; sequence-specific DNA binding; zinc ion binding. The transcript has 6 exons. Lineage: Eukaryota; Fungi; Ascomycota; Eurotiomycetes; Eurotiales; Aspergillaceae.
AUGGACAAGGCCAGACAUCAGCAAUCUCUAUGGAAGGACUAUUUUGUAACUAUGGUGCAUGCUGUUGCCCUACUUCUAACACCUCGUGUCUCUGUCGACGACAUUGCUACUUCUCAAUCCUUGUAUAACACUGCCAUGCAAUAUCUUGUCCAUGUUUUCGCACAAGCCGAUUCUGUUCUACAUGCACAGGCAUAUCUUCUCCUGACUCUGCAUGCACUUCACUCCCCAUCCUCACAGAUGAUUGUCACAAUUGUCUCUGCAAUGAUGAGAUACUGUGUCAUGGCCCAACUACAUUUAGCGGAGAGCGAGCCGCAGGUGCCGAAUCCCGCAUUUUCCUUAGAGGUCCAAACCCGCCGUCGAGUGUUUUGGUCUGCUUAUGCUUUGGAUCGAUUUGUCAGUUGGAUUUACCUCAUUCCCAACAAUAUAAACGAUGAACACAUUAGCGUGGAGCUUUUUUCAAACGUCGGAGACGCCGACCUUUACCACGAAGGGUCAGAGGAUAGCCGCAUUCGAAUAGAAACACCAUCGCAGAAAACACAUGUCUCACCAGCUCUUCACCUAUUCCGGUGCAGACGUAUACAGUCCCGGAUCAUCAGCACCAUGAUGCGGUCUGAUUUCAAAGAAAUCGACGCCUCAGCGACAUGGCGAGAACAUAUGUUGGGUGAAUUGGACUUCUGGAGGUCUCAAUUACGGCUAUUGAGCGAUGUCGCCUCCAAAAGCUACACGAGUGAUCGAUGGGUUGGCAUGGCUUACAACUAUACAAUCCUCCUGUUAUAUCAGCCAACCAAAGCAAACGUCAAUAAUGGCUUUGGUGACCGGACUUUCCAAAAAGACCGACAGACAGCACAAUUAUGGCCUGGGCUCCUGAGCCAAGUCGCCGUAGGUAUCACCCUUCUAUACUGCUUCUGGGCGACUCCACCCCAAUAUCAAACCAUCGCCUACCGAUCACGAGAAGUCCCGGACGCAUUACGCGCUUGCUCAACUGCACUGGCCAUCCUGGCCGAGCGAUGGGUUCAAGCUGAACCUUUGCGUGAUGUUUUCGAUGUUCUAGCCAAAGAAGUUCCGCUCCACGGAAUGACAGAGGAAGACCCGCCACCGAGGCGCAUAUCGGCGGAGUCUGCUUCCUACAUUCAAUCCCAGAUGCCUUUGCUCACGUCGAUCAUCAUGCAUCGGGGUGUCCUGCGCAUGAUACGCGAGAUGAUCACGGAGGAUUUCCCUAGGAGUCUGAACGAGGAAUUCCACCACCAACUGCGGGCCUCGCAUGACCAAACUAUGCUUGGGACUUUAGGUAGUCACAUAUGCUCCGAAGAGUGUCCGUUUUUCCGUGAACCAGCUCAUCCUGGAUCGAUGGCUGGAGUGGAUGCCCAGGCUUUUCCUCCACUUGAAAACGGAAUUGGCAGUGCCUAUGGCGUUGACGACGACACGCUCAUGUUUCCGCUCCUCUUUGGCUCGGCGGAAUUUUGA